Molecule: messenger RNA, 624 nt
Organism: Sphenostylis stenocarpa
Lineage: Eukaryota; Viridiplantae; Streptophyta; Magnoliopsida; Fabales; Fabaceae
Source: the annotation of a GenBank genome assembly
AUGGUUUGUUGGAGUCAGAAAAGUGAAGGAAGAGGAAGGGGAUGGAAGGAAUUGAGGAAAGAGAUUCGAGGGACAACCAAGCACCGUGGGGUCUUAGUUUUGCGGCGGAAGCGGGCGGAGGGAAAUCGAGAGGACGGGGCGCAAAGUGAUCAUAAACUGAAAUCCAGGUCUAAUAUUGUAUUGUCUCCCCUGGAAGCUUCAUCAAGUCGCAGGCAUCUUUUAGUCAUUGUUGGCCCUUCAUUGGUUACCUUGACAUGUGGUUUGUCACCAUCAUUGGUUUGGGCCGAAGAGAAGUCCGGUGACAAAGAGGAAGAAGAUAAAGGGAUUAUUGGGGCCAUCAAAUCAUUCUUCGAUCCUAAUGAGAAAACAAAGUCUGGAAAGUCAGCAAGAGAAGUAGUGAAAACACUGCGUGAAUCUUUAAAUGAAACCACUGAUGAUAUUGCCAAAUUUAGACGGACUGCAGAUUCGGCAAAGGAGUCAAUUCAGGAGUAUUUGGGCAGUUGGAGGGGAAACCAAACUAUUGUGCAAAAAGAAUCAUAUGCUAUUUUGGAGAAAGUAAUAAGAUCUUUUGGUAAACUUUUACUCAAAAGCAGGGCCAUCAGCUCCGCUGUCGCAGGAAGUUAA